Molecule: messenger RNA, 2010 nt
Organism: Diplodia corticola
Lineage: Eukaryota; Fungi; Ascomycota; Dothideomycetes; Botryosphaeriales; Botryosphaeriaceae
Product: pyoverdine dityrosine biosynthesis protein
Exons: 3
Coding region: 1-2010 (669 amino acids)
Molecular function (GO): oxidoreductase activity
Source: RefSeq, a predicted model, not a curated record
AUGUCUGUCCACACGGUAGCCGCGUCCAAGCACUCCACCGCCCAGGUCUCCGAGGACAUCCUGACCGUCAUUGAGUCGUACCGGCUAAAAGCCUCGCCUUUCGACCCCAAGACCAUCCCGCAGGCUCGGGAUACUUUUCUCCCCAUAAUCCUAAAAGCCGUCGAGAAACGAACACCCGUCUCCCUCACACUUCCCGCCUUUCCCUUCAAGUCGCCCAACACCGAGGACAAAGUGCUGGGAACACUGCCCGACAAGGCCGAGGAAGUCGCGCUGAAGCACCUCCAAGGCCUCUGCGAGAACAUCAAGGACACAUACCCUCCCGGUGCCGAACUCACCAUCGUCUCAGAUGGAAUCGUCUACAGCGAUCUUCUCGACGUGCCCGACUCGACCGUCUGGGAGUACGGGGAAUGUCUCCGCCAGAUGGCGGCCGAGCUGGACUGCGACGCGAUCCACUUUGCGCGUCUUUCCACGAUGCCGUCGCUGAAGGGCAGGCUCCGGGAAGAGCUCCUCGACUACACUGACACGGCCGGGUACGAAAAGGCGGCGCCGGCGAUCCGCGAGCAACUGAUGGCCGUGUACGGCGAGAAGGGCUACGACGUCAACAAGCACAUCGCCAGCGACCCGAGCGUCAAGGCCACGUACAUGGGCUACCUGAAGUACCUCUCCCGCGAUCUCCGAAAGAGCAGCAGCAGCAACGGCGACGCCUCGGGCGAGCAGUCGGACUCGUCGGGCGUGUCCAUCACCUCGACCGGCAGCUCUGACAGCAACGCCUCGACCGGCAGCCGCAAGGCGUUCAAGCGGAAGGUGUCCAGGGUAGCCAAGCAGAUGAUCGCACGAGGAAAGUGCUACGCCGCCUGCGUCCAAGCAGCCUUCCCGGACUCGGUCCGCCUCUCGAUCCACGCCGCCAACUCGGCGACCAAGGUCCCCAUCGCCAUCAUGCCCAACGUGCAGGACCGGCCCAUCACGCCCUGGCACGCCGUCAUGACCUGCCGGCUCGACGGCUCCUUCAUCCCGCUCACCCGGCGCGAGGCCGCCGACGCCGCCGACCUGCUCGAGCUCAUCCACACCACGCCCACGACCGGCCCCGACGGCGCCGCCCCACGGCCGUGGUGCUUCCGCGAGAAAUCGCCGCUGUACGCCCUCCCCGCCGCCACCUCAAUCGAGCACACGUACCCAACCGGCCUCCUCGUGCGCUACCCACCCGGCACGCCCUUCGCCGCCGGCGCCGACAUGCUCAAGGUGCGGGGGCUCGCCGAGCGCAACAGCCCCGUCGUGCUGCGCGGGCUGGCGGGCACGACGGAGCGCGCGGCGUUCCUGGCCAAGGGGCGCGAGAUGGGGCCCAUCACGACGUGGAAGUUCGGCGAGCUGCUCGAGGUGCGCGACGGCGGCGGGAGUGGCGGCGGCGGGCUCAACAACGUGCUGUCGGCCGAGCCCAUGCCGUUCCACUACGACGGCCUGUUCAAGCUGGUGAACGGCGUCAGCGCCCCGCCGCGCUUCCAGAUGUUCGUCGCCGCCUGCACGCCGCCGCCCGCGAGCCCCGAGGGCGACCGCGCCCCCGGCGGCCCCGGCGGCCGCACGCUGUUCGCGACGAGCCCGCUCGUGUUCGAGCGCCUGGCUGCGGCCGGCGACGGCUUCGGCGACGUCGACGCGCUGCGGGCGAAGCGGUGGAGCGUCACCACGGACGCGUUCGACCACUCCGAGUUUGGCGGGCUCCCGCUCGUGGUGGACCACCCGGCGACGGGCGUGGCGUGCCUGCGGUACCACGAGGACUGGCCGCAGGAGCGGACGAGCUUCGCGCCGACGCGGGUGCGCGUGCAGGGCGUGGGCGCGGGCGAGGACGCGGCGAUCCGGACCGCCGUCGAGCGCGCGCUGUUCGACCGGCGCGCGUGCCUGUAUCAGGGGUGGGAGAGGGGGGAUGUGCUGGUCAGUGACAACGUGCUGGCGAUGCACACGCGCGAGGGGUACACGUCGGGGGCUGCGAGGGAGCUGUGGAGGUUGCAUAUUGAUUAG